GAACGAGCCCUCUCACAGGCCUGUAUUCCUUCAGUGGAAUGGGGCACGGCAAGGAGGCGAGCUUCGCAGGAAGAGGCGGGCCGCGCGUCGCCUGCUUCAAAGGCCCAGGCGCUAUGCCGUCCAUCCCUGACAUCAACUAUGCCUCCUUCAUGCUACAGCGCAUGCAGGCUCAUGGGGACGCCGUCGCAAUGGUUGACGCGGAGGCGAAAGGUCGCCGUACUUACGCAGAGUUGUGUGAACUGAUUCCCCGAGCAUCCGGAGGUCUGAAGGCCGCCGGCGUGAGGCCCGGCGACGUAGUCCUCCUCGUCACAGGGAACCACGUCGACUAUCCCCUGGCGAUGCUGGCCGUCAUGCACAGGGGAGCCACCUGUGCCCCCAUCAGCCCUGCCCUUAAGCCAGAUGAACUUGCCCACGUUGCCAAGGUGAGCGAGGCAAGCUACGUGAUUGCCUGUGCAUCUGCGGUAAGAGCCGUGAAGGAGGCCUACUCCCGUUUGCCGAAAUGGAAGCUCAAGGGGCUGUGGGCGCUCGACUCCUCACAGGGUUCUGUCCCGUUCGAACAUCUGCUCCAACAAGACCCAAUAGCUGCGUUUAGCAAGGACGAUGGUUUGGACCCGGCCAUGUCGGUGGCGCUACUACUCUUCUCCUCUGGAACAACUGGACUUCCCAAAGGCGUGAUGCUUUCUCACCGCACGCUCUUGGUACCGCAUAUCCGUAGUGUGUACCAGAGCAGCCUCAGCCCAAAGACAGCGAAUUCUGCUGCAGAGCUUUAUAGGUCUGUCAUGCUGCUGUUGCCCUUCUCCCACACGUACGGCCACGGAAUGGUUGUCGCGACCUUGUUUUACGGAGGCUCGGUGGUCGUUCUACUGAAAUUCUCACCGAAGAGCUUCUUUGAAACCAUCGAAAAGUUUAAGGUAACGUUGGCCCCAAUCGUACCAUACAUCGCAAACUUCCUGAUAGACACGCCCCUCAUGAAACAGUACGACAUCUCUUCCCUAGUGGGAUUCACCACUGCCGCCGCCCCGAUUUCCGGCGCUGCUCUCACCUCCCUCAUGAAAAAGAGUGGGCGAGUUGUUGGAGCAGCUUAUGGGUUAACAGAAACGAACGGCGCUGUGUCAGUGAACAGCAGAGGGUUUGGCUUCAAGCCGGAAUCGGUGGGCCGAAUCGUUCCAUUCAGUGAAAUUAAGGUGGUGGAUGUGGAGAGCGGGCGCAUGCUCGGCGACGGGCAGGAGGGGGAGGUGUGCGCCCGAGGUCCCAACAUCAUGCUGGGUUACGUGAACGACCCAAAGGCUACGGCUGCUGCCCUUGACGCUGAGGGAUGGUUCCACACUGGGGACAUUGGAUACUUUGAUGAAGACAAUUUCUUGUUUAUUACAGAUAGAAUUAAAGAUCUAAUAAAAGUGAAAGGUCUCCAGGUGUCUCCCACUGAACUCGAGGUGCUCCUGCUGAGCCACCGCGACGUGGAAGAUGCCGCAGUGGUCGGUGUCCCGCAUGUCAAACUAGGCGAGGCCCCUCGCGCCUAUGUUGUGCUCAGGAAUGGGACAACUUUGCACCCACGUGAACUUGAAAAAUUCGUUGAAGAACGUGUGAGUGCCUACAAACAACUCGCAGGUGGAGUGAAGAUCGUUGAUGCCAUCCCCAGAAACCCAGCUGGGAAAAUCCUCAGAAGGCAGCUGAAGAGGGAACUCGUGACUUCUAAACUGUGAGCUUUGUCAGGAGCGGUGGGCCCCAGACAAAGGCCAUUCUGCAGAACCUCAUCCCACAUCAGUUUACUUGCAUAUUCUAUUUUCCACGAAAUACUGCUGCAUGAAAUAAGAUAAACUUGGGUCACAUAUCCAAAAAUCAUCAGAGAACUAGCAUAAGAAAAUACAUGAGUAACAAAGAGAAAUGAACAACUUAGUUGGUGACAUACUGUACAUACAGUCUUGACAGAUAAUUUUUCACCAGAGAGUAAUGAAAGGCAGCCACUAUAUUUGAGCAAGACUCUGACUGACUGACUCUCUCUCUCUCUCUCUCUCUCUCUCUCUCUCUCUCUCUCUCUCUCUCUCUCUCUCUCUCUCUCUCUCUCUCUCUCUCUCUCUCUCUCU
Molecule: messenger RNA, 2084 nt
Organism: Penaeus indicus
Lineage: Eukaryota; Metazoa; Arthropoda; Malacostraca; Decapoda; Penaeidae
Exons: 10
Coding region: 39-1703 (554 amino acids)
Molecular function (GO): CoA-ligase activity
Source: RefSeq, a predicted model, not a curated record